CCGGCGGUUCCCACGUCUAAUGACAUGUUAGACAUUGUCCUAAACAGGACUCAAAGAAAGACGCCGACGGUUAUCCGUCCAGGUUUUAAGAUCCAGCGUAUCCGUGCCUUCUACAUGCGCAAGGUCAAAUUUACGGCUGAAGGGUUCACAGAGAAGUUUGAGGAUGUCCUGAAAGGAUUUCCAAACAUCAAUGACGUCCAUCCUUUUCACAGAGACUUGAUGGAUACGUUGUACGAAAAAAAUCACUACAAGAUCUCUCUCGCUGCUGUUUCUCGUGCAAAGACGCUGAUCGAGCAGGUUUCCAGAGACUACGUGCGACUGUUGAAGUUUGGCCAGUCUCUUUUUCAGUGUAAGCAGCUCAAGCGUGCUGCUUUGGGACGGAUGGCAACGAUUGUCAAGAAACUCAAAGAUCCGUUCGCGUAUCUUGAGCAAGUGAGACAGCAUUUAGGUCGUCUGCCGUCGAUCGACCCAAACACCAGAACAUUGCUUAUAUGUGGAUACCCCAACGUUGGUAAAUCCAGUUUCCUCAAAUGUAUCACCAAGGCCGACGUCGAGGUCCAGCCGUACGCCUUUACAACCAAGUCACUGUACGUGGGCCAUUUCGACUACAAGUAUCUACGAUUCCAGGCUAUCGACACCCCGGGUAUUCUGGACCGUCCGACAGAGGAGAUGAACAACAUUGAGAUGCAGAGUAUCUACGCCAUUGCGCACUUGAGAUCGUGUGUCUUGUACUUUAUGGACCUGUCUGAACAGUGUGGUUUCAGCAUUGAGGCCCAAGUCAAACUAUUCCACUCGAUCAAGCCUCUUUUUGCUAACAAGUCUGUGCUGGUUGUUGUGAACAAAACCGAUAUUAUUCGCAUUGAGGACCUCGAGGAGAACCAGGCGCAGCUGGUGAAGAGCGUGAUGGACGUUCCGGGUGUCGAGCUGAUGCAGACGUCUUGCUACCAGGAGGAAAACGUGAUGGAGGUGAGAAACAAGGCCUGCGAGAAGCUGCUCACGUCAAGAAUUGAGCAGAAGCUCAAGGGCACUGCUAGAGUGACAAACGUACUCAACAAAAUCCACGUUGCAAGACCGCAGGCCAGAGACGACGUCGAGCGCGUGCCAUUCAUCCCGGAGGAAGCCAAAAAGCUCGACCGCUACGAUCCACUGGAUCCAAACAGACGGAAGCUGGCACGUGACAUCGAGGCCGAAAACGGCGGUCCUGGUGUGUUCAACAUCAACCUGAAGGAGAAGUAUCUCUUGGAGGACGAGGAGUGGAAAAACGACGUGAUGCCGGAGAUUCUCGACGGUCGCAACGUGUACGACUUCCUGGACCCGGAGAUCAGUGCUAAGCUGCAGGCUCUGGAGGAGGAAGAGGAGAGACUGGAGAAGGAAGGAUUUUACGACUCUGAUGAGGAGAUCGAGGACGACGAGGUGGCCGAGCUGCGGGAGAAGGCCGAGUGGAUCAGAAAUAAGCAGAAGCAAAUGAUCCAGGCUGCUCGGUCGCGCAAGGCGCUCAACAACAAGUCGAUCAUGCCGCGGAGCAAGAUUACCAAGAGCUACUCCGAGCUGGAGAAUCACAUGUAUCACGUGGGCCACGACGUGAGCAAGCUGAGAGAGAAGCGCGAGAAGGCCGGCGGAGCCAGAGAGCUGACCGGCUCAGACUAUGUGCGUGCGCUGGAUGAGGACAGAAAGGCUCCUACUCCUGCCAACCAGAGUGACAGGCUCAACAGCGGGCUGAGCGACGGGGCUCUGCGCAGCAAGGCAGAGAGAAUGGCGAAGGCAGAGAGAAGAGAGAGAAACAGGCAGGCACGGGCCGGAGAGGCCGACCGCAGAGAGGUGGCCAUGAUGCCUAAGCACCUGAUGAGCGGAAAGAGAGGAGUGGGAAAGACCGACAGAAGAUGAGCGCAUAAUAUCGACAAUACAUGCCACUACAGUUAUCUAGUAACUAAUCCAGUACUUGCAGUACUUUCAUUAAUUUUCCAUUGCCCCUCCUGACCUAUAUUUGCGUGCCUAUUCCAUUACAAACUGCAUCUUCCAUAGCUCUCUGCCACCAUUGAUCCGAUCGCGGAACUCUCUAAAUUCGUUUCUCUCGUUCACGAGCUCGUCUGCCGGCUUGCUGCGACGUCUCAGCUCCUCCGUCGUGAGCAGCUCGCUCAAAGAGCCCGGCACAAAAUCCUCCAGACUGUCCAUAUUGUCGUCCGACUCAACUGCGGUAUCGUCCACUGUGGUGAGCGAUGCGUACAGUGCAGGACCUAGUCCUUUUGGCGAGCCGGCCGUGGAACAAGACCAUAUUGAUUGCGUGAACGGCGAGUCAGGCAGACUUAGCCGUGGCCGGCUCCACUCGCUCGUCUCGCUGGACGUGCUGGACGCAGACGUUCUAGGCCGGGUCGGCUUCGUGCUUUUGGAGUUCACGCGGCGACCGUCCGGCAGCACGUGUGCCAGCGCACACUUGGCACCAAACCGACAGUUGCCCUUCUGGAAGUACUUACAAGCGUUAGUUUCGCUUGCCGACUCCGUAGAGUGCGAAAAUGGGCAGGAGUUGCCAGCCUGACAGGCUCCCUGCUUGAAAAACUUGCAAGGUACGUGGGAUAAAUCUAUACUAUUAGCAGGCUGCAUGUCCGCUCAUACUCACUCUUGUUAGGAGGGCUCUUGUUGAUCUCCACCAUCAGGACGGAUUGUUUUUUAAGAUAGAUUGAGAUAAGAGUAAUUUUUGGCAGAAAAAUCUGUCACCUAGAUAAGUGAAACGGUGUGUAUUUUUAAUUGUCAGAGAGCCCAUAUCACGUGCGCAGAAGCACGCAUACAAAACAGCCAGAGAGACGCACACCUCUAGCCACAGCCACAAGUGGUGGACCCGUGGGCCAAGAGCCAUAGAUAUGCAUAUUAUGUGUGGACGAUGACAUAAUGACUGCGCGUGCCGAUGUAAUUUGACAGAGAAUUAGGCUGCUUACAUAGACGCGACGUUUAUGCACGCUCACUCAUUAUAGUGGUACACCAGGUAGUUUGGCAGCCCAAACACCUCGUAACCAAGACGUUUGGCCAUCUUGGCAAACCCUUCUGUCUCUAUAAGGUGGUAGAACGGGAAGCUAGGAAACAUCGCGCCGUCUCUAUGAACAUCGGCCUUCACAAGCAGACACGUUCCUCCCACGCCGUCCAGCUGCAUUUCUGUGUUCGAGUCUCCGUUCGGGUCGUAAAAAUGUCCCAUCAGCGGCCUGUACGUGGCCAUCUCCGCGUACGCCUCCACUAUGAUCUCGUCGUCGCUCAUUGUCGAGGCGAUCCUCAGUCCCUCCUCGCUCUCGACCCAGUUGUUGAAAUCGUACGGCCUGAUCGCAUCCUGCUUCUUUUCCUCAUCGUAGUACCGCUGGUAGCAAUUUGCAGCAAUCACCGGCUUAUCGUGCGACGCCAGGUCCUGGAUCAGCGUUGGCGGCGUUUCCACGAUAUCGCCGUCUAGCCACAGCACCCACGACGUGUAAGGUCCAAUUGUAGUGAACAGCAGCGAGUUCCGCGCAACGGCCAUCUGUGAGCGUCUUUGUUUUUGAACUUUGAACGCGUGUCUGUCCUUCUCUGAUUGCGACUCCAGGGCCUCUGUGUCUUGACGCAAAAUGGUCACCUUCGCAAACUUGGCAUCCUUGGUGUUCUUAGGGUUCUGUAUCUUCUUGACGGCCGUCUCCAACUUGCGCAGCGCCGCGUCUCCGUCCGCCGUUCUGGGCACAAUGAAUCCAAGUUCAAUGAGCUCUCUAGGGUACGUCAGCUUCAGUAAAUUAUCCCAGUACUGGUCCAAGAACUUUGCCAUAGGCGUCAAAAUCAGCACCCGUUCUUUGUUGUAUGCUGCCAUCGGAGUAGAAGCCAGCUUGUUGAGAUCAUAGUGGGAGAUGUGGUCGGCCGGCAAGUUGCGAGGAAUCAUGUCGUUCUUCUUGAUUUUUUUGUAUUUGUAGGGACUAUUAGGCUUUGUUUCAUGGCUGGAGCCAAGUACCAGCCAGAGAAAGCCGAUCAGCGCCAGCAACGGCACCACCAACCGCAACGGUUUAUGUACAAACAUGACAACAAGAAGUAUAGAAAAAAAACUUGGACUCGAGGUGUACGGAUUUUCGGAGAGGGAAAGAAUCUGCGGUCGACGAGUGGAGAACGUGGGUCGAUGGGUCGGCCCGCUUACCACCACUUGCCACUGCAGGUAUGCGGCCCCCUCUUCCCCUCUCUGGCUUUCCGGAGGUAGCCUAUAAGAUAGCAGAGUCGUGAAAACGGCAGGACAUGUAGUUUCCCAGCACGGUGGACAACACCACUUUCGCAUCAACGGAGGUUGGGC
Ogataea polymorpha is the source of this 4282-nucleotide messenger RNA. RefSeq lists its product as uncharacterized. Gene Ontology annotation, molecular function: GTPase activity; RNA binding; GTP binding. The record is from RefSeq and is a predicted model, not a curated record. Lineage: Eukaryota; Fungi; Ascomycota; Pichiomycetes; Pichiales; Pichiaceae. Gene Ontology annotation, cellular component: nucleolus. Bases 25 to 1884 code for a protein of 619 amino acids. Gene Ontology annotation, biological process: ribosomal large subunit biogenesis. The transcript has a single exon.